Molecule: messenger RNA, 6771 nt
Organism: Arvicanthis niloticus (Nile rat)
Lineage: Eukaryota; Metazoa; Chordata; Mammalia; Rodentia; Muridae
Gene: Foxo3
Product: forkhead box O3
Biological process (GO): regulation of transcription by RNA polymerase II
Cellular component (GO): mitochondrial matrix; nucleus
Molecular function (GO): DNA-binding transcription factor activity, RNA polymerase II-specific; RNA polymerase II cis-regulatory region sequence-specific DNA binding
Source: RefSeq, a predicted model, not a curated record
AACUUUGUGCUGCUGCCGCGGCCGCCCUGCUCGUGGAAGGGAGGAGGAGGAAUGUGGAAGGCGGCGGCGCAGCCCAGGCUGACAGGCGGUUCCUCCGGCGGGCUGCGGCGGCGGCCCGAGCGUCCCCUCGUCGCGGUGCCCUGGGCUCGCGCGGCAGCGUCCGCCCUCCCGCCUUGUCCCUGAAGGGAAAGAGCCGAGGUAGCUGGCGCUCGAGCCUUCGCGGCGCCCCGUCCCUCCCCCGCCGCACCCAGCCCCGGCGCGAGAGGAGAGAGCAAGAGCCCAAGCCGCUGGCGGCGGGCAGGCGGCGAAGAUGGCAGAGGCACCAGCCUCCCCGGUCCCGCUCUCUCCGCUCGAAGUGGAGCUGGACCCAGAGUUCGAGCCACAGAGUCGGCCACGCUCCUGUACGUGGCCCCUGCAGAGGCCGGAGCUGCAGGCGAGCCCGGCCAAGCCCUCGGGGGAGACGGCCGCAGACUCCAUGAUCCCCGAGGAGGACGACGAUGAAGACGACGAGGACGGCGGCGGCCGAGCCAGCUCGGCCAUGGUGAUCGGUGGCGGCGUGAGCAGCUCGCUGGGCUCCGGGCUGCUCCUCGAGGAUUCGGCCAGGCUGCUGGCUCCGGGAGGGCAGGACCUCGGGUCGGGGCCAGCGUCCGCCGCAGGCGCGCUGAGUGGGGGCACGCAGACGCAGCUGCAGCCUCAGCAGCCACUAGCACCGCCGCAGCCCGGGGCGGCUGGGGGCUCUGGGCAACCGAGGAAAUGCUCCUCGCGGCGGAAUGCCUGGGGGAACCUGUCCUAUGCCGACCUGAUCACCCGCGCCAUCGAGAGCUCCCCGGACAAACGGCUCACUCUGUCCCAGAUCUACGAGUGGAUGGUGCGCUGUGUGCCCUACUUCAAGGAUAAGGGCGACAGCAACAGCUCUGCGGGCUGGAAGAACUCCAUCAGACACAACCUGUCCCUGCACAGCCGAUUCAUGCGAGUUCAGAAUGAAGGGACUGGCAAGAGCUCUUGGUGGAUCAUCAACCCCGAUGGGGGGAAGAGUGGGAAGGCCCCCCGGCGGCGGGCUGUCUCCAUGGACAACAGCAACAAGUACACCAAGAGCCGAGGCCGAGCAGCCAAGAAGAAGGCAGCCCUGCAGGCUGCCCCAGAGUCAGCAGACGACAGUCCUUCCCAGCUCUCCAAGUGGCCUGGCAGCCCCACAUCCCGCAGCAGCGACGAGCUGGAUGCAUGGACCGACUUCCGCUCACGCACCAAUUCCAAUGCCAGCACAGUGAGCGGCCGCCUGUCACCCAUCCUGGCAAGCGCGGAGCUGGAUGACGUCCAGGAUGAUGAUGGACCCCUCUCCCCCAUGCUCUACAGCAGCUCUGCCAGCCUGUCGCCUUCUGUAAACAAGCCAUGUACUGUGGAGCUUCCACGGCUGACCGACAUGGCAGGCACCAUGAAUCUGAAUGAUGGGCUGGCCGAGAACCUCAUGGAUGACCUGCUGGAUAACAUCACGCUCCCGUCAUCCCAGCCGUCACCUCCUGGGGGCCUCAUGCAGCGCAGCUCCAGCUUCUCCUAUACUGCUAAGAGCUCCGGCCUGGGCUCCCCAACCAGCUCCUUCAACAGUACCGUGUUUGGACCUUCGUCUCUGACCUCCUUGCGCCAGUCGCCCAUGCAGACCAUUCAGGAGAACAGACCAGCCACCUUUUCUUCCGUGUCACACUAUGGCAACCAGACACUCCAAGACCUGCUCACAUCAGACGCACUCAGCCACAGCGAUGUCAUGAUGACCCAGUCAGACCCUUUGAUGUCUCAGGCUAGCACCGCUGUGUCUGUCCAGAAUGCCCGCCGCAACGUGAUGCUUCGCAACGACCCGAUGAUGUCCUUUGCUGCCCAGCCUACCCAGGGGAGUUUGGUCAAUCAGAACUUGCUCCACCACCAGCACCAAACCCAGGGUGCUCUUGGUGGCAGCCGUGCCUUGUCAAAUUCCGUCAGCAACAUGGGCUUGAGUGACUCCAGCAGCCUUGGCUCAGCCAAACACCAGCAGCGGUCCCCCGUCAGCCAGUCUAUGCAAACCCUCUCGGACUCCCUCUCAGGCUCCUCACUGUAUUCAGCUAGUGCAAACCUUCCCGUCAUGGGCCACGACAAGUUCCCCAGUGACUUGGACCUGGACAUGUUCAAUGGGAGCUUGGAAUGCGACAUGGAGUCCAUCAUUCGUAGCGAACUCAUGGAUGCUGACGGGUUGGACUUUAACUUUGACUCGCUCAUCUCCACACAGAACGUUGUUGGUUUGAACGUGGGGAACUUCACUGGUGCUAAGCAGGCCUCAUCUCAAAGCUGGGUGCCAGGCUGAAGGAUCACUGAGGAAAGGGGAAAUGGGCAAAGCAGACCCUCAAACUGACCGAAGACCUACGGAGAAAACCCUUUGCCAAAUCUGCUCUCAGCAAGUGGACAGUGAUCCAUCCCGUUUACAGCCUGACACCUUUGUGACUCCCGCGUCAUUUUCCUAGCCCAGCAGAGACUGUUAGCAGCCCUGGCCCUGGGUGGAGCCCGUACCCGUGGAACAGAACUCUAUAAUGUAUGCAAAAUCUAACUCAUCUGCAAGUGACCUGCCAGCGUGGACAGCACCCAUCAGCACCCCCCAUUCCUUCAGAGCACACCGGGAGCCCCGUCGGCAAUUCUGUAGUGUUUUACUAUUAUGAUGGUUAUGGGGAUAUUUUAAGUGUCGUUUUCUUUGUUUCCUUUGACCCUCUGAGUUUUUUACACACAGUAACCUGCAGUAUUUUUCUGUUGAUAAUGUCCUUUCCCUAGCACACUUAGAAGCAGAAGGAAGGUGUUAUAUCAGUUCCCGUCUGGCCCUGAGCAUCAGGAGCUUGGAGCCUGUGGAACUCCACAAACUUAACACAUUACAUAACUAACGGGGGAUCUUCUUUCUUCUUUUGUUUGGUAGAAAAUUAUCCUUUUCUAAAUACUGAACAAUGGCACAACUGUUUUUGCCCUGCGUGCCCAUCCAGGAUUGAACUAUGCGUAGGCGAAGCAAAUGGAGCCAAGCAUCUGACUCAGGAGUUUCCAGUUCUGAGUCAGGGGGUGGUCUGUGGACGGGGACCCCGGUGCCCACUCUACAGCUGCCUGGUCGGCGGGGCUCGUGGUCUGUCGACAUUCUCAGUGGCAGGCCAUGUCGCUCUGCUCUUAGGAACUAGGGCCUCUUCAGGACAACGUCAGCUCAGCCUCUGCUGGUUGCCAAAUUGCCACUAAUGGGUUUAGUUUUAAGGAGGAAAGAGUAAAGAAAUGUGUGCUUGUUUUGCUUUGUAGAAGCCGUGGAGUUACAGGUGAGCCAUUGAGCAUGCAGUGGGCAGAGGGUGAGAUCAACAAACCACGUCUGCACUAGCAGGUCCAACGUCGCUGUUUUUGAAACAUACAUAUCUUUUGAUUCUUUUCAAACUUGCUGUGUGUAUGCCGAUCUUCCUAGAAGUGUAUGAGUGACAGGCAGUAGCAUACAAGGUGAUAUAUAUAUGCUUAGUUUGUAAUUGUUCAAGUGAUUCAUGGAAAUACAAGCUAAGGCAAUUUAAACUUUUUUUUUUUUUAAACUUCUGCGGAUCUCAUUUUUGUUGUUGUUGUUGUUGUUUCCAAAAAGUUAUGGUGCUGUAUAGGUGCUUUCUGUUUACCUGCGGAGUGUGAGUGUAUUCAUUACUCUCUUUGAUAGACAGCGUGGUUGGGAACACCUUUGGUACAUACAAAACUGGUGAGACGAUGCUCUGAUUAGCACAGCGCAUACACACUUCUCCAAAGUGAUAUAUGAAGACUCUCUUCUUUGCAUAAAAAGCACUAGGCAUAUAAGUGUAUAAAGUGUAUUUUAUCAUGUACAGUACAAAAUGGAACUUUAUGCAUGGCGUUAGGAAUGUGGGCUAACAAUGUUCCAGCACAGGCUUCCCUGCUUGAGUUCUCGCCAUUGCUCGCACUGUGGACGUGCACGCCAACCCAGGCGUACCACCAAAUCCCCUGCCCUCAGCACCGGCCCCCUUUUGCACCUUUGCUUCAUGACUGCUCUGGGGGUGGUACCGAUGGCAGUCACAGCUCCUAGCAUAAUGAGAGUUCCAUUUGGUAUUGUCACAUGUCUCUCCUGCCUCGCUCGAUUCUCGUGUUUGAGCGAUGGCCCUGUUGAUUUCACGCUGCCUUUUAUGGAAUCUGUACAUUGUCAUGCAGUUGUGGUCCUGGUAGGCCUGGAGCACAUUGCCUUUUCCAAACUGCUACAUGUCUGUAAUCUUCAUUGUUCAAGUCCAGUUUUGAAAAUGUGUAUAGUAGUCAUGUGACCUGCUGGUCAGUGAGCCCAUGCUUGCUUAUUCCAUUCCUUGAUCAUGAUGCCGGCCACGCCCUGAUUCCUCAACCUGUGUCAUUUUAGGCAGAGUACUGCUUCCUUGGUGGGAUGGAUCAGGGUGACAGCUGAAGGAGCAGAAAGAGCUCAGGUACAAGGGAGAACCCCAAGUGCUUCCAAAUGAGGGCCCUGAGCAUUCUCUGCUGAGUUUAAAGAAAUGCAGACCAAUUCACAAGAUAGUGUCUUGGCUGUGAAGUUUGCAGGCAUUGGGAGUGGCAAGGGCCACCCUCCGGUGUAGUCCCCUAGUUUUAAAACUCGGAUAGCCUUUCAGACAUAACAGCUCAUUUAUUUUCUUUCCCAGUGGUUGUUGGGUUUCAGGCACCAAAUCUCACACAGAAUGUCCUAGAAAUAGAUUAUAAACUGAGGUGGGAACAAGGAAGGUGAGGCCAGAGUAGCCUCUGCAGAUUAGGAAAGCAGAGGCUAAAUGCUUUGAUUUACUUUACUUUUAAAAACUAAUACAGAGUCUGCACAUAGAACUGUGGAGAGCUAAGGCCUGCCAGGCCCUGAGAGGCUCAGUCGAGGAGAUUUCAAUAGUGAUCCCUAUGGGGUAUUUGCACACCCACCCUCAGAUUCCCCACACAGAGGCCAAGCUCUCUUAAGCCCAAUUCUAUGUCAGUCAGACUUGACAGAGGUAUAGCCUGGGCCCUCUGUACCUUCUGUUGGAACCCUGCUUUCAGGGUAGACCGGUCACUGGCUACCAAGUAUCAUUCUCAAUGUCUUAAGUCCCUGACGAUGAACUGCUCUGUUGAGACAUCUGAGCAGAUGACCUCGUGGACCUCCCAGGCUUAGGACCAGCCCAUGGAAUCCCAAUGAGAAAGAAGUGUGUGGCGACCCUUCCUGGGGAGCCCUCACACCUGUGCCAGGACUGGAGCAAGCAGGAGGCCCGUGUGGAAGACUGAUGUUCUCCUGGGCUCUGUGGUCUACUUCAGGCUCUAGAACCUGAUACCUUGUACCAAAGAGAGAGAAGGGCGUGUGGCAAGCCUUCGCUGUCCCAGCACUAGGACUGACUGGGCUCAGCAUAGCCGGUUAACUGUGACUGCAUUAGAGGUGUGUUCUCCAUUGUAUUCUCUGCAACAUAAUGACGGCUGAAGCACAUAGAACCGUCCUCCUACGUCUCCUGAUAAUGGAGGGGCAUGCACCAGGUAUAGCACAAAGCAGACAUUGUUUAGGGGUUGAUGAUUAGAAUCAGCCCGAGGAGAGGUACACCCCAUCUCAGGUGUGACUUCAGCCAACCUCUAAACCCAUGUGCAGGUUAAAGUUCACAGGGACAGACAACUUUGCCUUUUCUCAAAGUGCUCCAUCCACUGAACGAACAAGCAGCAUUUGAGUCUCUUGGAAAAGAGCUUCAAGAGAAAGGCAGAGAGAAAGCAAACCUUCUGUCGUCCCCUGGAAUAAGGGGAAACAAAACGCUACCUGUUCUUGAGAAACAAAGGAAAGGUAAUAGAGACUGAUUUUUCUUUUUCUUCGUGUAUUUGGGGAACGUCAUGAUUAGGCAGAAUAAUGUUCUGUUUUUUAAUGAAAAGCAGACCUUAUAUAGAACAGCAAUCACUGAUACAGAGGUACAAAGAAGCCAGUUCUGGGAGUGGUAGCAGGCGUGAAGUGAGAGAGAUGGCUUGUGGGAUCAUGUCUGUCAAACAGGACCUUAGAGCAGAUGCCCAAGCAACUGACAGGAAUAAGUGGUAUUGAACUAAAUCUCAAGUGUAUAGCAGAUUAAAUAGAUGAAGUAUUUUCUCUUGUUGAAUUUUGCUCAUUUGUAUUUUUCUUUCUUGAAUGAAUGAUGACAGGGCCUCUGCCACACUCCAGGAAUACUUGUGUAACUACUUUUUUAAAAAAGUGUGUGUCUAGUCACUUAUUUCUCUAAAAUUAUGUCAUUGUCGGGCAAGCAGCCUUCUCUUGUGGACUUGCCCUAGCACACUGUGUACGUGGGAAAUGUGAGCAGAUGUGAAGGAGACCAGAAGAAUUGGUGAAUAUUGAAAAAUGUGCAUUUGAGCUUCACAUGUUUAACUUUUUUUUUUUUUAAGAAAAAAAAGUUGCAUGAAUGAAAACAACCUUUGUAUACAGUAUCUGUAAAAAUGGCCUGUUUUGAUUUCCUGCUUCUGCCCCACACAAACUAGAAUUUAGUGUGGCGAGUGGCCCUGUUUAACACCUGAGAAGCAGUUCGUCCUUUCAAGGCAAACGCCUCCAUGCUGCAUCCUGAGUACUAGGGACCUUGUCUAACCGUAUGCUGCCGUGACUCAGCCCUGCCGUCUUUCUCAAGGAUCUAAACCAGUUUGAUUUGGGAAUCUGCCCCCUUCCCAGUGGAAUGGAGGUGCUUACUUCCCAUGGUAUUGUAGAUAUUGCCUGUGUAUUCCAUUUACAACCUUAAUCUAGUUUGUAAAAGAUGAUGACGCAUGUAAAUAAAGCUUUGAUGACACUCUGUCUCA